This is a messenger RNA of Solea solea (common sole), 1165 nucleotides long. Its product is annotated as POU domain class 2-associating factor 1. Gene Ontology annotation, biological process: positive regulation of transcription by RNA polymerase II. The record is from RefSeq and is a predicted model, not a curated record. Gene Ontology annotation, cellular component: RNA polymerase II transcription regulator complex. The transcript has 5 exons. NCBI's taxonomy places the organism in Eukaryota, Metazoa, Chordata, Actinopteri, Pleuronectiformes, Soleidae. The coding region runs from base 16 to 879 and encodes 287 amino acids. Gene Ontology annotation, molecular function: transcription coactivator activity; POU domain binding; DNA binding.
AACAGGAUACACAGUAUGCACUGGGAGAAAACUCCACCAUCUACUCUGGCCAGGUCCAGGCCUUAUCAAGGUGUCAGGGUCAGAGACCCAGUUAAAGAGCUGCUGAGGAGGAAGAGGAGCCUGGAGCUGCACAGCACCAAAACAGCACCUUCUUUGGACGAGGUUCAACGCAACAACCAGUCCACAUCCGCACAAGCCAUCUUUGGCUCCGGUGCUGCCGGCAGCACCACAGCUGAGCUGCCAGCUGCAGCUGAAGAUGGACCGCAGCAGUGCACGGGAUGGAAAACUCCAUCCACGGCCACCGGUGCUGCCAUGACAACGUGGUCGUCACAUGAAUACUGCCAGCAAGAACCCUCGGCCCAGACUCUGGCCUACCCAGCCACCAGCCUCACUGCUGACUUGUACAUGCAGACUCUGUGCCCCAGCUACACCAUGCUGACCUACACACACACACCACUGCUCACCAACUUCGGGACCAUACCAGUGGCCCCAGCACCUGCCUCCCUCCCUCAGAUGGAGCUCCAAGACUCAGGGUUGACCUAUCUCCCUUGGGCGCAGCCUCUUACCACCAUAUCUACUGUGCCCACCGCGGGGGUCCAGUUCGCUCCCGGCACUGCAGCAGCCCUGUCCACCCCCCCUCUGAUGCAGAUGCCUUUGUCCAUGUCGUUGACCACCAUGAUCCCUCAGCUGGAGCCUCAUGGUCCAGACCUUCAUCCUCACAUCCUUGACCUGCCACAGCGUUCAGAACUGGAUGAAGAUGCUGGGAUAGAGCCGGGAUCACCAAACCUACUGGACAAACUUCUGGAGGAUCAGAAAGAAGAUGGAGAGGAGGAGAGCAAAGACUCAUACAGUAGCUCACUCUUCAUACCCAAUGUCUAAAAGAACCAGUUAUUUCUUCUGUACAGAGCAGUAUCAGUAUUUACUUUACUCUUCUGGUUUUUCUCAGGGGGCCUUUUUUUAACAGACCUUAAGUGACUUAUUCACAAUUAUUAUAACAUUAAAGGCACAGUGAAGUGUGACUGUAUGAUAUACUGACACAUGUUCAGUGUUGCGUGACAGCUUGAGACAUGGACGUUUGCUCUCACUGAAAAUGAAAUCUAAUUCUAGCCACUCAACAAAAAGUUCACACAAUCAAAGCCUGCUUUAAUGAAUGCUGUUUGAUCUG